UGUUUUCCCCCUUCCCAUGUGAUGUGAACAAUCUCACUCUCUUUCUCUAUCUCUCUUUUUUUGUGUUCUUGCAAACUACAGUAUUAUUUAACAAACCAGUCCAAGCCACCUCUUUUCCCACAACCAAUCUCGCUCUCACCAGUAAAAAAAAAUAAAAAAACAGAGAAUCUCAGAUCAAAGAGAAUGGGUUUCACUUCCCGAGGAAACCCUUCUUUUUUCUUCUUCUUCUUCUUCCUCUGUCUCUCCACCGUCUCUGCUUACAUCAACAACAACACAAGCAGCAACAAUGGAGAAGAAGUAGUAAGAAGAGAGCUAGCUUCUGGGAGAUGCAAUUGGUUCAGAGGGAACUGGGUUUAUGAUGUGAAGUACCCACUUUAUGAUCCUUACAAGUGCCCAUUCAUAGAUCCUCAGUUCAACUGUAAGAAGUAUGGUCGUCCUGACAAUGCUUAUCUUAAGUAUCGAUGGCAACCAUCUUCUUGCUCUCUCCCCAGAUUCAAUGGGUUGUAUUUCUUGAGGAGGAUGAGAGGGAAGAAGAUAAUGUUCGUUGGAGAUUCACUGAGCACAAACAUGUGGCAGUCUCUUUCUUGUCUGAUUCAUGCUUGGGUUCCUAACACUCGUUACACUCUUCUUCGCCAAAAGGGUCUCGCUUCACUUACCUUCGAGGAAUACGGAGUGACGUUGAUGCUUUACAGAACACAGUUCUUAGUAGAUCUGAAUGUGGAAAAAGUUGGGAGAGUGCUUAAGCUAAAUUCCAUUAAGCAAGGCAACAUGUGGAGAGGCAUGGACGUUUUGAUUUUUAACUCGUGGCAUUGGUGGACUCACACCGAGCACAUCCAGCCGUGGGACUACAUGGAAGAUGGAAAUAGAUUGUACAAAGACAUGAACCGGCUCAUUGCUUUUUACAAAGGAAUGACCACUUGGGCUCGAUGGGUUAAUGCUUACGUCGAUCCUUCUAAGACCAAAGUCUUCUUCAACGGCGUGUCGCCGACUCAUUACGAGGGAAAGGAUUGGGGAGAGCCAAUGAACUCAUGUAGGAGUCAGACGCAGCCAUUCUACGGAAGGAGGUAUCCAGGAGGGACACCAAUGGCUUGGGUGGUACUAAACAAAGUGAUGAGAAGAUUGAGGAAACCGGUCCAUUGGCUCGACAUAACGGGUCUCUCUCAGCUUCGUAAAGAUGCUCAUCCUUCAGCUUUCAGUGGGAACCAUCCUGGUAAUGACUGUAGCCAUUGGUGUCUUCCUGGCUUGCCUGAUACUUGGAACGUGCUCUUUUACUCUACUCUUUUCUCUUCCUAAAUAAUUCUUGUUUUUUUCUUUCUGAUCAAUGUAUUAAGUUAACUUUAAAAACAACAAUCAAUUAUUUUUAGUUUAUCUUUUCAUUGUGGUCUCC
Molecule: messenger RNA, 1387 nt
Organism: Camelina sativa (false flax)
Lineage: Eukaryota; Viridiplantae; Streptophyta; Magnoliopsida; Brassicales; Brassicaceae
Source: RefSeq, a predicted model, not a curated record